Messenger RNA from Aphanomyces astaci, 3839 nucleotides. RefSeq lists its product as hypothetical. The transcript is spliced from 5 exons. The record is from RefSeq and is a predicted model, not a curated record. The coding region runs from base 1 to 3738 and encodes 1245 amino acids. Lineage: Eukaryota; Oomycota; Saprolegniomycetes; Saprolegniales; Verrucalvaceae.
AUGAGUGCCCGAACAUAUCCCGAGGAGGGCAGGGCGUUGUCGUCUACGGCGGCUCGACGGACGUUUCUCCGUCCGCUGUCGCCCUCCCGUCCACAAGUCGAAACCUUCGCCCAGCCAGCGGGUCAGGUUAAGUGGUCCACUCGUCGAACUCUUAUAAGCAGUAGCAACAACCUCACCUCAACUCCUUCCACCGACGCCCGACGGCUGGCAACCAAGGUCGCGUACUACUCGACCAUGCGCAUCCACAUCAAACGCGUGCAAUACGCCCUCGAAGAAGAAAAACGCACGUUGUUUUACAAGGAACUGGCCGUGUACCUCGUGUUUCUGUUUAUCAUGCUCGUGACGCUGUGCGAGCUGCAUGUGCAAGUGCCGUUCGAGCACAACGACGGUCUCGACCAGCUGUUUUGGUCGCAAGAGUUCCCAAACCAAUCGUACAAAAAGACAGUUGAUGACGUGGCGUGUCCUGACGACAUCUGGCAGUGGUUCCAGGGGGUGCUACACCCUGGCUACUACAACACGACCCAGCGCAACAGUUUUCGCGUGUCCAGCGUUCAAAUCCGGUUUAGCCGCGUCCAAGGCCAGCUGUGUCGGACCGUGGCGUCGACGCUCGUCUCGCUCUUCCCCGCGCAGUCCUGUUACCCUGCGUUUGAACACGGCGUCCAAGACACGGCUCCGUAUGGAGAUGACGGCUACGGAGGGUCAUUUGUGUACGAAACCGGGUUGCGAACUCUGGACAGGUCGUUGUUGUACACGCCAAAUUUGUGGAACUUUCGCAUGGACUAUGGCACUGGAGGGUAUACGGUGUACUUGCCCCGUGACAACGCGGACGUGGGGGCCGCCAUGUUGGCGGCAUUGGCACAGAACCUUGUCCUGCCUAGCACCCGGUACGUUUCUGCGACGUGGGCUUUGUACAACCCGAGCACGGACGUCGUGAGCCAGCUGCACGUGCUGUUUGAAAUCAGCUCCACCGACCGCAUCCAAACAUCGUACCGAGUGAGCAGCUUUGAGCUGCGCGAAAUCCACUCGAUCCAGGCGGUGGCGCUGGACACGCAGAGCUUGCUCAUGGUGUUCUUGGGACUGGUCACCGUGGGGUUUAGCUACCGCGAGGUGCAGUCGAUUGCGGACGGCGGUGUUCUGUCGUAUGCGAAAUCUGCGUGGAAUUACUUUGAAGUGAUCCAGCUCGUGUGUUUGUACGGGCUAGUAGUUGCGUGGUUUAUGUACCUUGUGGAAUGCCACUACGCCGUGCCACUGCUGCAGCAUGUUAUUCAAGACAUAUCAUGCACCACACCCACGAGUGGCCGCGAUUGUUUUGUCGAAUUGACGUCGAUGGCUGACCGAGUGGACACGAUCAACAACUUGGGGGCGACGCUGGCCCUGGUUAGCGCUGCGAUCGUGUUCAAGUACCUCCGCCUCAACACCCGCCUCAACAUGCUGUGGGAGACGCUUCGACUCGCCGCGAGGGACUUGAUUGCGUUUGUGUUUAUCUUUAUGUUUGUGUUCUUUGGGUAUGCGAUCAUGGGGUUCCUGCUCUUUGGCACGCACUCGCAAGACUACCGCAGUCUCUCGGACAGCUUGACGGCGUGCUUUCAAAUGCUCCUGGGGGCGUUCGACUACUCGUCCCUUGCAGCCGCCAACCCCGUCAUGUCGGGCGUGUUUUUCUUUUCGUUUAUGAUCCUCGUGUUUCUGAUCGUGGUAAACAUGUUUGUGGCCAUCCUGAGCGAGUACUACACGCUCGCCCAAGCCGCGAAGCGCGAAUCGGACGACAAAAAGAAGCGCCUGCUUCACGCCACCGCUGCCACCGACGAAGAAGAGUACGUCGAGUACGACGUCGUCAAGCAACUCGAGUCGUUUGUACAAGACUUGCGGUGGCGCGUCAAGUUUAGUCGGAAAGACCCCGUACCCCUCGUGGGGAAUUCGUGCGUGUUAGUCGUGGACUAUGCGUAUUUGAUGGCCGAGCGUGCCAGGUUGCGCACCAAAUUUCGCCUCGCGUUUCUCGUCGUGCGCACGUGCAUUCGGUGGUUCCCCCGGCCGUUUGACCGGGGGGAUGGUACUACCCGGCUCAGCAGCGUUGGGGGGACGCAUCGCGGCCUGCCCCCCAAAGCCCACCCCACGCGCCAUCUAAACUACACCAAGUUCCCCGUCACUUACGUGCCGUUGUACUCGAAAUCCGCCGUGCCAUUAACCAUGAUCGAACAGCUCGAGCCUGGCAUGGUGUUAGAUCUCGACGACGGGUCGCUUACGUUUGAUCGCAUUUGCCUCGAAGUGCUCGGUCCACAACACUUGUAUCUGGCGCACGACGCCAACGACGACCCCGCCGACGACAAACCGCCGCUGUCCCCUCGAACGCAUUUCGGGCUGCAUCAUGUACAUUCAGCGCUAGGCAGUGGCAGCCACAUCAAGUGCUGUCGGGUCAAAUACCAAGGCGAGAUCAUACUCACCGGCCACGAAACGUGCGUCGUGUCCAGACGUGUAUGGGUGAAGUACCUGCUCGCACGGCUUGCCGCUGUCGUGGGUGCCGUGUUGACCAUGUCAUGGUGGCGUCGUCGAUUCCAAUCGUCGUCAAACGGGAAGUUCAUGUCCAGAAGGAAACGCCUCAUCUUGGAUGAUGACUUGGCCAUGUUAUUGCGGGCCCAAACUGUCCAAGAUGACAGCGCGUCGUCGUCGUGUCGGUUUGACGAACUCGUGCGCCAGUUCCGGCUGUUUUUGGCAAAGCAGGCACGGCAGGGCGCGGUUCGCAUCCCGAGCCACGACUUGGAAACGUGCGUGACCCACGAAGCCAUUGCGUUUGUCGAGCGGUUUCCCACAGCGCUCUUACCCUUGGACAAGCGCGAGCUCGUGGGGUAUAAGUACGUGCCAGCCCCUGCCGAUACGUCGGCCUUCCGCCUCCCCAACAGCAUUGCCCGAUUGUCUGAAUUCCUCGCCCAAAAUGCCCACGAAGUGUGGUCCGAGAGCCGGAUUGCCCAAGGGUGGAAGUGGGGGCCCCAUCGCGACAACGACAAGAAACUGCACCCCGAUUUGUUGUCGUAUGGGCAAUUGACUGACAACGCCAAGCAAUACGACCGGGAAUCGUCGAUUGAAACCCUCAAAGUCAUCCAAGCGCUGGGGUAUACCAUCCACCCGAAGGGGGCAUCGUUGCAUCCGCCCCCCGCCUCGACCACGUUGGCCCCCAGCGACGACGGCGGGAUCACACAAGUGUGGGAUGUUGAGUUUGGCGUCGCGGCCCCGCAAGGCGAAACGUACGUUCCGAAACCGAUUACGACCACGGACAUCGACUUGUCGAGCGAACUCACAUCGUUGGUGGAGCUCCUCGCGGAGAAUUCCCACGAUGUGUGGGCCAAAAAGCGCAUGCACGAAGGUUGGGUGUAUGGCCCGCGACGAAAUGACGCUACCAAGGAGCACGACGGACUCGUGCCGUAUGUGUACUUGACGUCGGAAGAAAAGGAUAUGGACAGGAACAGUGCCGUCCAAACAGUCAAGUGCAUCUUGCGGUGUGGGUUUACCUUUCAACACAAACGCACGAAUACCAGGGCCAAAUUCCGGAUGUUUGGGGGGCAGCCGAAAUCGUCCGAGUCAGAUCUAAAGCCCCUUCCUCCGCUUUCCGCGGCGAAAGCAAGCGCCGUGCAAAGUCCUGUACCAUCGACACCUAAUGCAGUCGUCGACCACCACGUCUUGCCGAACCCCCCCGCGGACUUGGCAUUGCCACAAGUCCACCAACUUCACAUCAAUAUCCAGCAUUGACACGCGCUUGCCGUUGACGUACAAUUGGAGUGAAAUGUGUGGGCCCAUAAUUGUUAUACUAGUACACCGGGCCAUAUGAUGUGUUAUUGCUUUAACGUUAC